AUGGUGAAAGCAGAUGUGCGGAGAGAUUACUAUGCGGACUUGGGUUUGACGCCAAGUGCCGAGUCGGAGGAUGUCAAGAAGCAGUUCAGAAAACUAGCGCUCAAAUAUCAUCCGGAUCGAAACCCAGGCAGAGAAUUGGAGUUUAUUUCCAAGUUCCAGGCGAUUCAGGCGGCCAACGAAAUCCUCAGCGACCCUCAACAACGGUUGAGAUAUGACACGGAUCGACUCCGCGCUGGGUAUGGAAAGCUCUAUGGACCUCCCAAGCCUAGCGCCACUCGGAAGACCGCUACGAGUAACUUCACCUCAACGCCUUCGCCAAAGCCUCCGAAUGCCAAACAACCGUUCGGUAACCGACCUCAAUCAUUCCACAGUGGUCCAUCAUCUGGCGCGCAGCGGUACGCUAGCUAUGCUCGCGCGGCACCCAAACAGCCCUGGGAGAAAGCGAGGGACGAGGGACAGACCCGUGCUGAUGCCUACCGUGGAUUCCAAGAAAUGAAAGGCAAUGGCAUGCCGGGGUGGAACCAGUUUGAUCCUCGCACGGGACGGUCAGCGUUUCCGGGGGCUACGCCUCGACCUGCUCCAGCGUCUGCGGGCCAGCAGCGACCCAAGUCUGCCUACGAGUAUUUCAAGACCUCUCCGAAACCCUCGACCCCGGAUCCUUCGCGCGCGCAAUCGGCGAGAAAGAAGGGGUUUGCCCCGCGAGCGGCCGCCGGUGGAGAUGAACCUAUGGCCUCCAGCACGUCCUCUUACUCCAACGCAUACCGCGGCGAGCGUUCGCAUACCCCCAACGUUUUCGGGUCUGCCCCGUCCCCAACUGCCAGGAAAGCAGCCGCCGGAUUCUCCAGUCGCGCAGACACCUUGAACACCCCGGAAUUUGAGCGCACCAGUAGCAAGUAUGCCGGUGUCGGAGGCGAACGCACGUUCUUUUCAAGUGCUGGCUUCGCACGGUCAUCCAGCGUUCGCGAUUCGACUGGAAGCCCCAAGCCAUAUUCGCGCACGAAUCCCCCCAGCCCGACACCCCCCGAAUCAGGCAGGCAUCGGAGUGCUAGUCCCAAGUUCAAAACGGACUCGGCCCGGAAUUACUCGUCUACGAGCUCAAGCGAGACCGACGACGAUGAUUUUCAUCCGGCGCACAAACCCAAAGCCGUUCCAAAGAGCAGGCUUCGUCCUCAUCAAAAGUUCUCCGGUUUCCAUACGCAACAGCCUGGCGGUGCUGCAAAUGGCCAUAAAUCGGAUGGUACGGCAUCACCGAGAAAUGUGUUCGGUGCUCGAGCCCAAACACCUUUCGAAUCCACUCAAGCACCUAAAACCAACAACAUACCACAUACUGGAGCGUUCAAAAGUAGUAGCCAUGAUGAUCUAAGGAAGCCGUUCUCUGCAGACAGCUGGGGAGGUUUCGAUUUCUUCAAACCUACACCGUCCGAUCAGGAACCCGCGCAGUCGCCAGUAAGGCCAGGCAGUCGGGGUCGGGCUGCAACUAGGAACAGUCCCAAACCGGGGAGCGAUUCGGCAGGCGCCUCAACCCACGAUUCAUCCCGCUCAGGAUCUACCAGUCAACAACAGUAUCCUCCUUUCCCAGAGGCCAAAUUCCGUGCGGACGACUGGGCGCAGAAGUUUAGAGACAUGGCGUGGGCCAUGCCGAACGAUGACGAGCCUAAAACCCAACAGCCAGCCGCCAAUUCUCAGCGCCAGAGGAGUCCUCGGAAGCCAAAUGCUCGACCGGGAGCUAAAGUACGGUCGACACCACAGCCGGCUACCGUCGCCACGGAGGCCGAAGAGGCUGAGUCCACGGUUAGUGGAAACAACAAGCCAGAACCAGCCAAACCGGGAUCGGAUGAUGCCGAAGCCAUGGACCUUGAUGAUGACCUUCCUGCGAAUAACACGGGCACUGGAGCAAACAUAGAGCCGGAACCAGUCCAGGACACUGGGAAAGAAAAUACUUCUUCAAAGACGCCCCUGGCUUCGAGUGGUCGCGGUAAAACGGAUAGCUCAAAACCAGAGAGCAAGACCUUCAACUUGAAAGACCUAGGCGAAACAGCGCCGUUCACCUCUACUAGUAAUGGCGGUAUCGAGGAUCUGCAAGAUAUUCACGCCAGCCUUCCCUUCGAAUCGCGCGCCAAGACCUCUAGAACAACCAUGAAUGACAUCCGCCCUCGCAAAAUCGUGUGUCCCAAUCCGCCAAAACGCCCCCAGCCGCCGCAGUUGGUUCCCAUCGGUAUAGGGUCGGAGCGACUAGGGAUCUCGCGAGCUGCCUGGGACCGGCACCUCGCAGAGAUGGAAGCCUACAUGCGACAGUGGAGUGCUUUCAACGGCCGUAUGAUCCGUCACUUCGAUGCUCGGCAGGAGGCUGUCAACACUGGAAUGGCUCCUCACUGGCUCGGUGCCGUGGGCGACUCGGCCCGUAUCAAGGUCGACAAUGAGAAUGACCAAGAAGACACCAACGAGACGCAGCAGGAUGAUGACAGAAUGGAGUCGGGAAGCGGCAAAGGCGGGUUUAACGCCUACAUGCGCGCACUCACCGAGGAUAGGGAAAUUCGAAAGCACUGGGAGGUUGCUGUCGAAAUGCACACGGAAUGCAUGAUCCAGCAUGGACAGCUGCGAGACGCCCUAAUGAACGGUAGUCCUCUUUUCUGA
Aspergillus steynii IBT 23096 is the source of this 2634-nucleotide messenger RNA. Its product is annotated as DnaJ domain protein. The transcript is spliced from 4 exons. Bases 1 to 2634 code for a protein of 877 amino acids. Lineage: Eukaryota; Fungi; Ascomycota; Eurotiomycetes; Eurotiales; Aspergillaceae. The record is from RefSeq and is a predicted model, not a curated record.